This is a messenger RNA of Microcebus murinus (gray mouse lemur), 1824 nucleotides long. NCBI's taxonomy places the organism in Eukaryota, Metazoa, Chordata, Mammalia, Primates, Cheirogaleidae. The record is from RefSeq and is a predicted model, not a curated record.
GGAGGGCCGCGCUCGGUGCCGCUGGGGUGAGUCUGGGUCGCGAGGUGCUGGCGGCCCCGCAGAGCGCCCGGAGCUGCCGGAACGCGAGCGUCCCGCGGAAGGAGGCGCGAUGGGCGGGCAGGUGAGCGCGGGCGGCCUCGCCCGGAGCCUGCGCCGCGGCGGCGAGAACGCGGACUGGAUGUCGGCGCUGAGCCCGCGCCUCUGGGACCUGCCGCUGCACCACCUGUCCAUCCCAGGUGAGGCGGGGGAGGUGGCGGCGUCACCUGCGCGUCCCCCGGGGGCCGGUCGUGGGACCUGCCGCUGCACCACCUAUCCAUCCCAGGUGAGGCGGAGGGAGGUGGCGGGUCACCUGCGCGUCCCCCGGGGGGCCGGUCGUGGGUGUGGGGAGACCCCGGGGGAACACGGGCGGACAUACAUGCAUGCACACGUGCACAUGCACACGGGCACACUCACGCACACGGAACACGCGGCCCAGAGGCGUGGGGCAGCGCCCCCCAACACCCACGGGGCGGUGCGGACACAGUCCUGCCCCGCGGGUCCGGGCGGCGUGUCCGGGCGCAGUCCCGGGCUGCUGGGGCCGGGGUCCCCCGACUGCGGCCCCUCCUGGCACCCACGGGCGGGAGGGUGCCAGCUGUGCUCGGACGUCCUGCACCUGUCGGCCGAGGGGCGUCCCCUCCGGGAGGGUGCCGGGCUGUGCUCGGACGUCCUGCACCUGUCGGCCGAGGGGCGUCUCCUCCGGGGGGUGAACGAGCUGCUGCCCCCACCCCAGCCCCGACGGGGCCUGCGGCAUCCGUGUGGCGUGUGGCGUCGCGGGCUGCAGUGGGCAGGUGGCCGCCGCCUGCUCCCGGUCCCAGACCCGGCCACCGGCCGCCUUUGUCCGCAGACGCUGGAUGUCACCGAGCAGCUGGACGCCGGGGUGCGGUACAUGGACCUGCGCAUCGCGCACGUGCUGGGGGGUGCCGAGAGGAACCUGCACUUCGUGCACACCGUGUACACCACUGCGCUGGUGGAGGACACGCUCACGGAAAUCUCGGAGUGGCUGGAGAAGCACCCCCGGGAGGUGGUCAUCCUGGCCUGCAGGAACUUCGAGGGGAUGACGCAGGACCUGCACGAGUACCUGGUCACCUGCAUCAAGAACAUCUUUGGGGACAUGCUGUGCCCCCGAGGGGAGGUGCCCACGCUGCGGCAGCUCUGGUCUCGGGAGCAGCAGGUGCUGGUCUCCUAUGAGGACGAGAGCUGCGUGGGCCGGCACUGCGAGCUGUGGCCCGGCAUCCCCUACUGGUGGGGGAACAAGGUCAAGACGGAGGCGCUCAUCCGCUACCUGGAGUCCAUGAAGAGCAAAGGCCGCCCAGGCGCCUGUUCGUUGGCGGGGGGGGGGGGGGGGGGCGGCAUCAACCUGACGGAGAGCCUGGCCUACAUCCUGGCGCACCCGUCGCAGUCGCUGCGCGGGCUCACGCUGCCCGGCCUGCCGCGCCUGUGCGCCUGGGUGCGCGAGCAGCGCCCGGGGCCCGGCCCGCGCUGCACCUGCGUCAUCGCCGGGGACUUCGUGGGCGCCGGCACCUUCGUGGGCGACGUCGUGGGGCUCAACCGCAAGCUGCUGCCGCCGCCCUGAGCUGCCCCGCCGCGUCCCGCGCCCGCGGUCCCCGUGGGUCCCCGUCGUCGGUCCCCGUCGGUCGGGCGAGCUCCGCCGCGGUGCGGGCCGGGCGCAGGCGACCUCGGGGCCUUUGACGGCGACCCUGUGUCCCCCAGUCGUGGCCCUGGGGCCGUCCCUCCCCGGGGCCAUCGGGUGCCUAGAGCGAGUGACCCCCACGCCUGCCACCCCCU